AUGAGUGUCAAACGACCUAGCGAUGAUACGGCUGCCGGUGCGAAGGAACCCGACAAGAAGAAACGCAAAGGAUUCUCUGUCGGACCAGCCAAUCUUCCUGAUGGCACAUACAGGCCACAAAAAAUCAAGAACGACCUCAUCCAGAAGGCAAAGGUGAAAAAGGCCUACGCGAAAGUCAAGGCUCGAGAGGAGGCCGCACGAAUAGCACAAACCGCUACGCAAUCCGAGAUUGAGCGCAACCCGACUGAUAGCCCUCUUAACAAUACUUCCAGAAGCCUUGACUUACACCCAGAUCGACAAGCAAUGCUCAAGAGACCAGCGGCAGGCGACGGACAAACGCAAGUAGUUGAAGACAUCGCUCAAAACGAGAAUACAAACUUUUACAACCCUUCGAGAAAGCGGGCCCCGAAACAAUCACGGUAUAAGAAAGAAAUAGAGCUUGCAGCUCAAAACAAAGCAAAAAUUGAGGCUAAAAGGAAAGCUAGAGAGGCUCGGGAGAAAGAGCACAAAGCCAUGGCAAAGGCGAAAAGACCUGGCAAGGAUGGAAAAAUCAAGCUCGGGCGUCAGGGAACCGCAUUGUUGAAUCGGGUUCGGAGGUUGACCGAGGAGGGCAAGAUAUGA
Fonsecaea nubica is the source of this 621-nucleotide messenger RNA. RefSeq lists its product as hypothetical. The record is from RefSeq and is a predicted model, not a curated record. Bases 1 to 621 code for a protein of 206 amino acids. The transcript is spliced from 2 exons. NCBI's taxonomy places the organism in Eukaryota, Fungi, Ascomycota, Eurotiomycetes, Chaetothyriales, Herpotrichiellaceae.